AGCUCAACAUGCUCGCGUUGAUUCUGUUUACGGCGCUGAUCAUCGCCGUCGCGUACAUCUGGCAGCAACGAUCCCGCCUUCAGAAACCUUUCGAGUCCGUUCGGGGACCGCCCGCGCUACCCCUGCUAGGAAAUGUCCACCAGCUGGUGACGAAGAGCUCGACGGAGAUCUUCCAGUACAUGCAAGACUUGGAGCGGGCGUACGGUCGCGUUUUCAAGAUGGACGUCAUGAGCCAGUUCUGGCUGUUCUUCACCGACGCCAACCACAUCGAGCAGAUUAUGACCGGGGCGGAGUUCAACUGCAAGAGUGACGACUACGACAUGCUGGUGGAGUGGCUCGGGACGGGACUGCUGAUAAGCUGUGGCAAUAAGUGGUUCACGCACAGGAAGGCGCUGACGUCAGCGUUUCACUUCAAGAUCUUGGAGAACUUUGCGCAGGUGUUUGACGCGAAGAGUACGAUUUUGGCGAGGAAGUUUUUGAGUGCUGAGGGGAAAUCGGUGAAGAUCUUCCCGUUGGUGAAAUUGUGCACCUUGGAUGUGAUUGUGGAAACGGCCAUGGGAAUCAAGUCGGAAGCACAGACCAAGCAGUCCUGUUAUACGGUGGCCGUUGAGGACAUCGCCGCGAUCGUGUUCCGGAGGAUGUUUGACAUACUCUACAAUACGAAGUGGAUCUUUAAAUUGACAAGUUCGUUUGAACCGUAUCAGAAGCAUUUGAAGACGAUCCACGAGUUCACGCUUGGUAUCAUCGAGAAGAAACGACAGGCUCUUCAAGAAGCUGGUUCCACGAAAGUAGUCAACACUAAAGAGGACUCCGAUGUAGGACUCAAGUCCAAACAGGCCCUGCUGGACAUUCUACUACAAGCCAACAUUGACGGCAAGCCCCUAACCAACGAGGAAGUCCGCGAAGAAGUGGACACGUUCAUGUUUGCCGGACACGACACCACGGCAUCCGCCAUCACCUUCAUCCUCUUCUCCCUGGCAAAGCACCCGGACAUCCAGCAAAAGGUCUACGAAGAAGUUCGCUCAGUGUUUGGUGACUCCAAGGACACCCCCACAACCCUUACCAACCUCAACGACCUCAAGUAUCUAGAACUGGUCAUCAAGGAGUCCCUCCGGAUGUUCCCCCCUGUUCCGUUCAUCUCCCGCAACACCUCGAAACAAGUCUCGCUAGCCGGACUAACCAUCCCCCCAAACACCAACAUAUCGAUCGGGAUCUACAACAUGCAUCACAAUCCAAACUACUUCCCCGAUCCGGAACGAUUCGUGCCGGAACGCUUCGAGGCGGAACGUGGUGCCGAGAAGCUGAAUCCGUACGCGUACGUUCCGUUCAGCGCCGGCGGCAGGAACUGUAUCGGGCAGAAGUUUGCCAUGUACGAGCUGAAGGCGACCAUCUCGAAGGUGGUGCGGUGGUGCAGGGUGGAGUUGGACCGGCCGGACUACAGGGUACAGCUGAAGGCGGAGAUGAUUCUGAAGCCGAUGGAUGAGAUGCCGUUGAGGUUUUAUGCGAGGGGGGAAUAAAUUUUGAAUAAUUUGAA
Messenger RNA from Culex pipiens pallens (northern house mosquito), 1534 nucleotides. Its product is annotated as probable cytochrome P450 4d14. The transcript has a single exon. The record is from RefSeq and is a predicted model, not a curated record. Bases 9 to 1517 code for a protein of 502 amino acids. Gene Ontology annotation, molecular function: monooxygenase activity; heme binding; iron ion binding. NCBI's taxonomy places the organism in Eukaryota, Metazoa, Arthropoda, Insecta, Diptera, Culicidae.